AUGGGAGCGUCGGACAAAGCUGUGGGUCUCGUGCUGCUGGCCAUUAGCGUCGUCGUCUUCGUCUACUACAGCAUUUGGGUGCUGCUUACGCCGUUCGUUGACGAGGACCACAUCAUCCAGCAGUUCUUCCUGCCGUACCACUACGCCAUCACGAUCCCUGCGGUGCUGCUCGUGCUGCUCUUUACUGGAGCCGCCACCUUCAUCGGAAUGGUCAUGAUCAAGAGUCAGAAGAAGAAGAAAAGCGACUAG
Messenger RNA from Phytophthora sojae, 249 nucleotides. RefSeq lists its product as hypothetical. The coding region runs from base 1 to 249 and encodes 82 amino acids. Gene Ontology annotation, biological process: GPI anchor biosynthetic process. Gene Ontology annotation, cellular component: endoplasmic reticulum membrane; dolichol-phosphate-mannose synthase complex. Gene Ontology annotation, molecular function: enzyme regulator activity. The record is from RefSeq and is a predicted model, not a curated record. The transcript is spliced from 3 exons. Lineage: Eukaryota; Oomycota; Peronosporomycetes; Peronosporales; Peronosporaceae.